Asterias rubens (European starfish) is the source of this 7828-nucleotide messenger RNA. RefSeq names its product neurogenic locus notch homolog protein 1-like. The record is from RefSeq and is a predicted model, not a curated record. The transcript is spliced from 54 exons. Gene Ontology annotation, cellular component: plasma membrane; protein-containing complex. Gene Ontology annotation, molecular function: calcium ion binding. NCBI's taxonomy places the organism in Eukaryota, Metazoa, Echinodermata, Asteroidea, Forcipulatida, Asteriidae. Gene Ontology annotation, biological process: heterophilic cell-cell adhesion; establishment or maintenance of epithelial cell apical/basal polarity. Bases 127 to 6966 code for a protein of 2279 amino acids.
GGUUGUCAUUUUAAGCUAACUCAGCGAGCUAUACACUGUUUAAACGCUGCCUCUCUAUACGUACUAACUGAACAAACGCCAGGAAAUUGAAAUCGGUUUCCACCAUUUGCGUACUUGGGAUCCAAGAUGGCGUCAAAUCGUGGGAUGUACUCGUGGAUGUUCUUAUUAUUGGGGAUAUCAAUGUUCCUGAUGGGAGUGGAAUCUCGUUCUACUGGUGCACCCCCGGAAAGUUGUAGCACUCUUACACCUCAGCACGGUUCGGCCGUAACACAGCCGUUAUCGACAUCACCGUACACGAUUACUGUUGCUUCAGGGAGUUACACACCAGGAGCAGCGGUAUCAGUAACGAUCCAAGGAACUAUGCCGCUUAAAGGAAUCAUACUCCAAGCUCGGCGGGCAGACGAUACCUCCUCUGUACCUAUAGGUAGCUGGGAACCGCAUACUGGUGGUCUGUUUAGGAAGACUGAUUGUAAUAAUCUCGACGAUACAGUCACACAUAUGUCGAGCGUUGAAAAAACAUUGCCACAAACGUUCCGCUGGUUGCCCCCUGCUAACUUGAAUAGGAAUAUCAAAUUUAUGGUGACUAUUGUACGGCAAUUUGAUAUAUUCUGGGUAAAACUACCGUCGUCUAUAUUGGUCCGAGCCGGUGGAAAUACAAAUCCUUGUUCAAGCAAUCCUUGCAACACUGGGACUUGUCAGGUAUCAGGCAACAUAUACACAUGUUCAUGUCCCAGUACACAUACUGGAAACAACUGCCAAACAUCAGUUGUUGUGAACCCUUGUUCAAGUAAUCCUUGCAACACUGGGACUUGUCAGGUAUCGGGAAAUGGAUACAUAUGUUUCUGUCCCAGUACACAUACUGGAAACAACUGCCAAACACAAGUUACUACACAUCCUUGUGAUGUGGCUUCAACCUGUAAUGGGGGAACAUGCUUUAGAUCAGGAUCCGGAACUGGCUACACUUGUGUAUCAUGUCCAAACGGCCAAUCAGGCACCAACUGUGAAAUUUCAACAAACCCUUGUUCGCCCAACCCGUGCAACACUGGAACAUGUCAACCACUGUCAAGCACCACAUAUCGAUGUUUCUGCCCGAGUACACAUAUUGGAAACAACUGCGAAACACAAGUCGUUGUGAACCCUUGUUCAAGUAAUCCAUGCAACACUGGGACUUGUCAGGUAUCAGGCAACAUAUACACAUGUUUCUGCCCCAGUACACAUACUGGAACCAACUGCCAACAACAAGUUGUUGUGAAUCCUUGUUCAAGCAAUCCUUGCAACACUGGGACUUGUCAGGUAUCAGGCAACAUAUACACAUGUUUCUGCCCCAGUACACAUACUGGAAACAACUGCCAAACAUCAGUUGUUGUGAACCCUUGUUCAAGUAAUCCUUGCAACACUGGGACUUGUCAGGUAUCGGGCAAUGGAUACAUAUGUUUCUGUCCCAGUACACAUACUGGAAACAACUGCCAACAAGUUACUACACAUCCUUGUGAUGUGGCUUCAACCUGUAAUGGGGGAACAUGCUUUAGAUCAGGAUCGGGAAAUGGCUACACUUGUGCAUCAUGUCCAAACGGCCAAUCAGGCACCAACUGUGAAAUUACUACACAUCCUUGUGAUGUGGCUUCAACCUGUAAUGGCGGAACAUGCUUUAGAUCAGGAUCGGGAAAUGGCUACACUUGUGCAUCAUGUCCAAACGGCCAAUCAGGCACCAACUGUGAAAUUACUACACAUCCUUGUGAUGUUGGCUCAACAACCUGUAAUGGGGGACAGUGCUUUAGAUCAGAGGGCACAGCAAAUGGAUACACUUGUGUAUGUCCGAGUGAUCGAAGAGGCACCAAUUGUGAACUUGUGAACCCUUGUUCAAGCAAUCCUUGCAACACUGGAGCAUGUCAGGUAUCAGGCAACACAUACACAUGUCUCUGUCCCAGUACACAUACUGGAACCAACUGCCAAACACAAGUUUCAACCAACCCUUGUUCGCCCAACCCGUGCAACACUGGAACAUGUCAACCACUGUCAAGCACCACAUACCGAUGUUUCUGCCCGAGUACACAUAUUGGAAACAACUGCGAAACACAAGUUGUUGUGAACCCUUGUUCAAGUAAUCCAUGCAACACUGGGACUUGUCAGGUAUCAGGAAACAUAUACACAUGUCUCUGCCCCAGUACACAUACUGGAACCAACUGCCAACAAGUUACUGCACAUCCUUGUGAUGUGGCUUCAACCUGUAAUGGGGGAACAUGCUUUAGAUCAGGAUCCGGAACUGGCUACACUUGUGUAUCAUGUCCAAAUGGCCAAUCAGGCACCAACUGUGAAAUGACCCCAUGCUCACCAGACCCCUGUAAUAAUCUGGGUAUGUGCGAGCCAACGUCAGGCUCUACAUACAGAUGCAAUUGUCCGUCCACACACACUGGAAACAACUGCGAAAUACCACUCACCGGUAACUCUUGUAGUACUCCAAAUAUCUGCAACGGUGGAACUUGCUUCACGGCUUCUGGUUCAGUAGCUGGAUUUAUCUGUCAAUGUCCACCGGGUCAAACAGGCAACCUUUGUGAAAUGUUCACUGUGCCCUGUAAUUCCUCUCCAUGCAUGAAUGGUGGACAGUGUGUAGUGCAAGGAGCAGGGUUCGUCUGUUCCUGUCCUUUUGGCUUCUCCGGAGUAACUUGUCAAAAUGCGCCAGAUGCCUGUUUCCAGAGCCCUUGUCUGAAUGGAGGACAGUGCGUCUUGACUGGAACUGGCAAUACCUUCAGAUGUAGCUGCCCAGGCAGUUACACUGGAACGACAUGUGAACUACUAGUUGAUGUGUGUGCUUCAUUUCCCUGUCUGAAUGGUGGAUUCUGUAAUGAUAUUGGGAAUGUAUAUAGCUGUGACUGUCCAAAUGGGUACUCCGGACACAACUGUCAAACAAGUAAUGAUUGCGCAUCUCUACCUUGCCAGAAUGGAGGGACAUGUUUUGCGUCUGGCUCAAUGGUCACCAAUGGUUUUGUCUGCCUUUGUACAACUCAAUAUGAAGGACCUGAUUGUCGCAUUUUGAAGGUGGAUCCAUGUAGUUCAUCACCAUGUUUGAAUAAUGGAAUAUGUACUGCUUCUGGCACACAAUACUUCUGUCAGUGUCCUACCACACAUACUGGGCCUAGAUGCCAGACAUUAGUCAUUGGCCCUGAUCCUUGUGCUAGUAGUCCGUGUUUGAAUUCUGGAAAUUGUGUGACCUCUGGAACGAGCUUCACAUGUGCCUGUGCAAUUGGGUAUUCAGGGCUUCGCUGUGAAACUGGGCAAUGCACUCCUGGCAUCUGUCAAAAUGGCGGUAAUUGCUUCACCCAGAAUGGUGGGAGCAACUUUUUCUGCCAAUGCCUGCAGGGAUAUUCAGGAUCUAACUGUCAAAUUGUUGACAACCCAUGUAAUUCUAAUCCUUGUCUCAACGGUGGUACUUGCUUCACUGGUGCCGAUAGUGAGGGCUAUUUCUGUUCGUGUACCUCUGGUUUCAAUGGUAACAAUUGUGAGACCUCAGCAGAUUCUUGUUUUUCCACUCCGUGCCAGAAUGGUGGCAUGUGCACUGACAAUCAAGGAAGUUACACUUGCACUUGUGGAACCGGUACGAGUGGAGUCAACUGUGAAAUCUUGGACCUGUGUGUAAACAAUCCAUGCCGGAACGGAGGGUUAUGCACAACCCCUCAGCAGGGAUCCUUCCUGUGUACAUGUCAGCUAUAUUACUCUGGUAUCUACUGUGAUAUCUACACCGCACCAGCUAUGCCAUGCAACCCCAACCCAUGUUUAUCUCAAGGAACCUGUACUGUCGUUAAUGGCAAUGAAGCACAAUGUGCAUGCCCACCGGACUACACCGGGUUCCGCUGUGAAAUCUACAUCAUUCCGGAUCCGUGCUCUUCCAAUCCUUGUGUGAAUGGCGUCUGCCGGAACGCAAUCACUAGCUUCAGUUGUAACUGUGUGAACGGCUUCUCUGGCCUCAUCUGUAAUAUACCCCCUGAUCCAUGCUUGAACGUACCUUGCCUCAAUGGUGGAGCAUGCAACAGCUUGGGCACCUCUUAUUUCUGUAACUGCAGCAACACCCUCUACACGGGACUCAACUGUGAAACCGCACCUAAUCCAUGUGAUUCGAACCCUUGCAUAAAUGAGGGUGUUUGCAUCAAUCGUAUCAUAACCUAUGAGUGUUCCUGUACAUCCAAUGGCUACUCCGGGAUAAACUGCCAAAUACCACCAAAUCCUUGUGCAAGCGUGAAUUGCCUGAAUAAUGGAGUGUGCGACUCUGGCCGGUGUAACUGCGAGAAUACUGGCUACUCUGGAUCGCGCUGUGAAAUCUUGUCGGAUGCUUGUUUCUCCAGCCCAUGUAUAAAUAAUGGCACGUGUAUAAACUUUGGUCAGUUUUUUCGCUGCAACUGUCAAGUGGAGAAUGAAGGGACCUACUGUGAAACUUAUAAGAACCGGUGCGAGGUCCCCCCAGCUCCUUGUCUGAACAAUGGAGAAUGUUUUGAUCUUGGUGGGUAUAAGUCGAGCUGUAACUGCCGCCAGGGCUUCGCUGGUGACAGCUGUGAAACAAGAGUAAAUCUGUGUGAUAGUAAUCCGUGUAAUGAGGGAUCAACAUGCCAUUCAGUUACUGAUGGAUAUACCUGUUUGUGUAGACCAGGCUAUGGAGGCAUUACAUGUCAUGAUGUCGUCAUGGCGUGCAUCUUCAACCCUUGCCUAAACUUUGGGACGUGCAUCAAUGGUCCAAAUGCAACAUAUACUUGCAGUUGCCAAAGCAUAUAUGAAGGAGAAAACUGUGAAAGUUUGAAGGACUAUUGCUUGGCUAAUGCACCUUGUCAGAACAACGCAACGUGCAGGAAUGUUUUCUCUGUCGGCGCGGGCUACGAGUGCCAGUGCAGGCCAGGCUACUUUGGACUUGAUUGUGAAAUUGACAUCAAUGAGUGUUUCAGCACACCAUGUCAAAAUGGCGGCACUUGUCAGGAUCUCGUGGAUGAGUUAAGGUGCAUUUGUGAACCUGGAUUUGAAGGCAUAUUUUGUGACAUAAACAUCAACGAAUGUCAGUCAAACCCGUGCCAGAAUUCCGGAACUUGUGUCGAUGAUAGAAACAUGUUUAUGUGCUUAUGCCCCGAUGGCUUUGAGGGCCCUGUCUGUGAAAAUGAUAUUGAUGAGUGUUUAAGUAAUCCGUGCCAGAAUGCUGGAACAUGUACGGAUAGAAUCAAUGGCUAUGUAUGUGAAUGUACACCGGGAUGGGAAGGCCUCAACUGCCAGCUUGGUGUGGGCUGCCGGUUAAGCUACAGACUGCAAGAAUGCAACUCUGUCUCCAUCAAAAGCCCCAACCACCCUCUCAACUACGACAACAACGAGGAUUGCGAGUGGAUACUAUUCUCUGAUGCCGGAAACACCAUCACAGUCACCCUGUUAGAGUUUGAGACGGAGCCCAUCUACGAUGUCCUACGCUUCGGUAACGGGAACGCCGUCAGUUCCCAGAGCGAGGUGCAGCAAUAUGAGGGGACUGUGGAUGUGUCGGGCGGUGUGACUGUGGUGUCGACGGACGCAGCGAUGUGGAUUACAUUCACCACGGAUGGAGAGAAGACUCGGAAAGGUUUCUCGCUAGAGGUGGAAGAUAACUGCGAACAAUUACCUCCACCAUGUGAUAGUAACCCAUGCAUGAAUGAAGGAGAUUGCACAAAUCUUGGAGAGAACAUUGCGUAUUCUUGCAGUUGCCCUGCUCAAUUCGAAGGAACAAACUGCGAAACAGAGAGGAAAACUACCUGUGACUCCAUGCCUUGUAUGAACGGUGGUUCGUGCUACUUCACCGAUUUAGCGGAUAACUACAUAUGCAUCUGUACACCAGAGUUCAUGGGGGCCAACUGUGAUGAAGAUGUGGUCCCAACACCAACGUGUGCAGAAGACUACUGUCUGAACAGUGGAGUUUGCGCUAUAGGAGUUGAUGGAAUUAAGAAUUGUACAUGCGAGGAAGGUUUCGACGGGGAACGCUGUGAGAGAGUUUCCUGUCCUACUAGUUAUUGCGUGGCGGGUAACACCAGAGAAUGUUUUGUCACAUCCAACCAAGAUUUUCUUUGCUUCUGCUUUGACGGCUAUGAAGGGACGACAUGUGACCAAGGACCCUGUCCAACAGAUUAUUGCCAGAAUGAAGGGACCUGUUUCCUGCGUGAUGGAGAGUACACUUGCUCAUGUGUACUGCCCUACACUGGAGAUCAAUGCAUGACAAAGCUGAGUAGCUGCACCCAGAAUCCAUGUAUUAACGGUGGAACCUGCACAGACGACGCCAUAUCUGGCUUUGAAUGUACCUGCCUGGAAGGAUAUACUGGAACGGUUUGCCAAGAGGAUCCUUGCUCCAAGUUGGGCUGUACUGAGAACCAAGCUACAUGCGACAAUCAGGCUACUACUGUUGAGUGUACAUGCAAUCUUGGCUACACAGGCAGCACAUGUCAAAUGAAUAUCGAUGAUUGUGCGAGUAACCCGUGUCUGAACGGAGGUACAUGUAACGACGGUGUGAAUGAAUACACAUGUUCAUGUACCACUGGGUACGUCGGAAACAACUGCGAAGUUGGUUUAGAUCCUUGUGUUGGUAAUAUGCCUUGCUUGAAUGGAGGCUCUUGCGUAAUGAUAGAGGGCAGUACAACUAACGCUACUCAAUGCAUGUGUGUACCUGGCUUCAGUGGUGAUCGCUGCACAGUGGACAUUGAUGAAUGUGAAUCGACUCCAUGUAAGAACGGCGGUAUAUGCCUGAACCGUGUCAAUCAGUUCAGUUGCUCCUGUUUGAACGGCUUUGACGGCAACACUUGUGAAGUGAUUUCAGCCACCAAGCCACCAAACGCUGCGCAGACAUUGGCUCUUGAGCCGUGGUGGAUAGCCUUAAUCUGCCUCAUCGGAGUCCUAUUCGUCAUCUUCAUCAUUGUGGUCCUUUGCACCAUGAACCGAAACAAUUCAGAGAAUGAAAAAUCGCAUCUUGUCAAUCCUUAAACUAUAAAUACGUUACCGGAAAGCUCCACUAAAGAAGUUUGGCCACAGUGAGCGAGUGUGUUAAGACUGAAUAAAUGGUUUGCAAUACGUGACAUCGUCUGCCAUCUUUGAUGAAAACAAUGACAAACUGCACUCAUGUAUGCGCUGCGCGUGACUCUCAGCCAAUGGUACAUGUAGCUCUAGUGUGGCGGCCGAUGACGCCUAAAGCAAUCCAUCUUUACUUGGGACAUUAAACUUAAUGGAUGACCAAUUACUUUGCCUGGGGCAUUCAGCAGCACCACUGGUUUAUGCAUGAUCCAGUUUUUAGUCCACUGUUUUGAAAAGCAAUUACGUAGAGAUAACAGGUGUAGGUUGUCAGAAAAAAAGGAUGUGUUAUUUUAACGUCUUUCUUUAAUGGAGCAUUCCCGUAAUGUAAACAGGUUUAACAAAAACUUAUAAUAGUAUAAUAGAGCCUUUGCAGAUGCUGUGGUGACAUGCAAGCUAUAAGUUUCCUGAGAUUUUUUCUCUCUCGUUUCACCGAAAAAUAAACUAGUAUCAUUGAUGUAGUUGGCAGUUCCCAUGAUGGUUUCGGGGCUCGAAUUUUGCACUGCAAGUCAGGCUCGAGGUUGAGUUUUAGUGUCGGCCCUGCAAAGCCAUGACUGGAAAAGUCAAGCAGUCUUGUUUUUCAAUCUAAUAAUAGAAACUCACUGUGUAAUAUCGUAGACAAAAACAAGCUUCUUUCAAAUGCUGAUUUUUAGUCUGAUUAACACCUUUUUAUUGUAUUGAGUAAUGAAGUCUGUAUCCCCAUAAAGACAAAUGAGAUCAAUUUUCUCUUAUUGACCCCUUGCACGCACGUCACACGUGGUGACUGUGCCAUGCUCAC